This is a messenger RNA of Lates calcarifer (barramundi perch), 542 nucleotides long. Its product is annotated as G-protein coupled receptor 4-like. Bases 6 to 542 code for a protein of 178 amino acids. Gene Ontology annotation, cellular component: membrane. The record is from RefSeq and is a predicted model, not a curated record. Gene Ontology annotation, biological process: G protein-coupled receptor signaling pathway. The transcript is spliced from 4 exons. Lineage: Eukaryota; Metazoa; Chordata; Actinopteri; Centropomidae. Gene Ontology annotation, molecular function: G protein-coupled receptor activity.
GAAGAAUGGGAGAUUUCUACAAUAACAACACCUCAGAGUACACAAGCUACAACAACAGCGACAUCUACUCCUAUGGUUAUGAUAGCAACAACACAGACUACUAUGAUUACAACGACACCGACAUCACUGAAGAAAAUUCCCCUGGUGACAUACCACAAUUCACUGCAUAUGUGGUGAAAUGUAUUAUCAUUUGUAUCGGCCUUCCUUUGACUCUAGUGGCCAUCCAUGGUGUUUAUUCUCUGGUGAGAAACGAUCAUGUUGCUCCGAUCUACAUCAUCAACCUCCUCAUUUCUGACCUCAUUCAGUUCUGCUGCAUGAUCGUUGAAGUGACAAAACCGGAAAAUCUGACGAUCAGAGAAAUCUUCAUUUUUCUGUACUAUUUUGGUCUGAUGGCCAGUGUGGGCUUCAUGGCAUGUGUUGCCCUGGAAAGGUAUUUGGUCAUUGCCUGGCCUCUGUGGUACCGCUUCAGACGAACCAUCAAGAUCUCUAUAGUGGCAGUACCAUCAGGGGUAUCUGAUCUAAAGCCCGGACAUACAGCCUGA